AUCUGGUACUGAUUAUCCUGCUGGUGCUGCUGCUGCUGCUGCUGCUGCUGCUGCUGCUGGUGUUGGUGCUGCUGCUGAACUCAGCUGCUACUUCCAGUACUUUCCCCUACACAAUGCUGCCUGCUGCCCUCACCUCCUUCCUGGGGCCAUUCCUUGUGGCCUGGGUACUGCCCCUUGCCCGAGGUCAGACCCCCAACUACACCAGACCUGUGUUCCUGUGUGGAGGGGACGUGACGGGAGAGUCGGGUUACGUGGCAAGUGAGGGUUUCCCCAACCUCUACCCCCCAAACAAGAAGUGCAUCUGGACAAUAACGGUGCCUGAGGGCCAGACUGUGUCCCUGUCCUUCCGAGUCUUCGAUAUGGAGCUCCACCCUUCCUGCCGCUAUGAUGCUCUGGAGGUCUUUGCUGGAUCUGGGACCUCAGGCCAGCGACUGGGACGCUUCUGUGGCACCUUCCGGCCUGCACCUGUAGUUGCACCUGGCAAUCAGGUGACUUUAAGGAUGACAACGGAUGAGGGCACUGGGGGACGAGGCUUCCUGCUCUGGUACAGCGGUCGGGCCACCUCAGGCUCUGAGCACCAGUUUUGCGGGGGGCGGAUGGAGAAGGCGCAGGGAACCCUGACCACGCCCAACUGGCCUGAGUCGGAUUACCCCCCAGGCAUCAGCUGUUCCUGGCACAUCAUUGCACCCGCAGACCAGGUGAUCCUGCUAACCUUUGGGAAGUUCGAUGUGGAGCCAGACACAUACUGCCGCUAUGACUCCGUCAGCGUGUUCAACGGGGCUGUGAGCGAUGACUCGAAGAGGCUGGGGAAAUUCUGCGGAGACAAGGCCCCUAGUCCCAUCUCCUCUGAAGGGAAUGAGCUCUUGGUCCAGUUUGUAUCAGAUCUCAGUGUCACCGCAGAUGGCUUCUCGGCUUCCUACAAGACCCUGCCACGGGAUGCCGUGGAAAAGGGGCCAGCCUCAAGCCCAGGGGAAGAUGUCCAGUCUGGUCCCCCAUCCCGCUCUGACCCAAAGACAGGAACUGGGCCCAAAGUCAAACCACCCGCCAAACCUAAAUCCCAACCUGCAGAGAAACCAGAGAGCUCCCCAAAUACACAGGAAACUCCAGCGGUCCUGGAUGCAUCCAGUGUCACCUGUCCAAAGCAGUACAAGCGGGUGGGCACCUUGCAGAGCAACUUCUGUGCCAGUAGUCUGGUGGUGACCGGAACGGUGAAGACCAUGGUCCGUGGCCCAGGUGAGGGCCUCACCGUCACCAUCAAUCUCCUCGGUGUCUACAAAAGCGGAGGCCUAGAUCUGCCCUCUCCGCCCAGGGACACCCCUCUGAAGUUCUAUGUGCCCUGCAGGCAGAUGCCCCCCAUGAAGAAAGGAGCCAGUUACCUGCUGAUGGGCCAGCUGGAAGAAAGCAGAGGCCCCGUCCUCCCUCCAGACAGCUUUGUGGUUCCCUACAAGCCCAACCAGGACCAGAUCCUCAAUAACCUGAGCAAGAGGAAGUGUCCCUCCUUCCCUAGGCCAGCUGCCUGAGGUCCCAGCCAGAUGCAGCCUGAGUGUGGUGCUCUCAACCCAAUAAAUGUUUCGUAACUCA
Alexandromys fortis (reed vole) is the source of this 1581-nucleotide messenger RNA. RefSeq names its product procollagen C-endopeptidase enhancer (gene Pcolce). Bases 114 to 1520 code for a protein of 468 amino acids. Lineage: Eukaryota; Metazoa; Chordata; Mammalia; Rodentia; Cricetidae. The record is from RefSeq and is a predicted model, not a curated record. Gene Ontology annotation, molecular function: protein binding; peptidase activator activity; collagen binding. Gene Ontology annotation, biological process: proteolysis. The transcript is spliced from 9 exons.